AUAGAAAAAAGGUUGAAGGAGAUAUAGCGGUUGGUAGGAAAGAUUGUUUUUGCGAAUUAUGAGUAUAAUUAAGUAUCCAAAUACAUUUUAGACUUUUUUAAAAAAAGUAAUUUAACCACAAGCGGUUUUAAACUGUUUUUAUUGAUGCAGAUGAAGCUUAACAUUUUCGACAUUGAUUUUUGAUAUAUUUAUAUACAUAUUUAUAUAUAUACAUAUAAAAUCAUUUAUUAAAACAUACCUGACACAUAAGCAGAAAGGUUGUUGACAGGAAGACAGGAAAAUAACAAAAUCAACAGCAGGUUAUAAUUUAAAGCAACAGUCUCGAUGGGGUCAAUAGGGUCCGGAUAGCUGUAUUUUUGGCUUUUAAAGGACUAAUAAUUGUCUUUAAAUGUUUAAAAGAAGUGAGUCUGAGGUGAGGUGAGUCUUUAAAUGUUUAAAAGAAGUGAGGCAGAAGACAUCGCGUAUUUGUUGUGAUAACCAGUCAACAUGAAGUAUGAAUAUACAAGAAAACAAUUUAAAAUGUGAAAUUUGAGUAUCUAGCGCAACUUUCGUGUUUGUGAUGUUUUGUAUUGGCAGACAACAUAUUGUUUGUGACUGAUAGAAAGAUGCCAUUUUUUAAAGAUACAAAACAGAAGAAAACCAAAUCCGUGAAUAACAAUGUUUUGUUGCGUUCCGUGCAAUCGUUAGAUCGUAAUUCUUCGCUCAAAAAGAUGGGUUCUCAGUUUGACGAAACCGACAAAAAGAAAUCGAUCAGUCGCAGUUGCACAUAUGCCGACGAAGAAACAAUUUUAUUAAACGCUGUUGCCAGAGAAGAUACGGCGUCGGUACGACGCGUGCUUGCCAAUGGACGUGUAAAUAUAAACGUUAUCCGACAUCCCGGUUUGUCGCCGUUACAUCGUGCUUGUAUUACGGGAAAUCUGAACAUCGUCAAGCUGUUAUUGCGUUACGGCGCCGAUUUAAACCAAGUGUCGAAAACGGGAACUACGGCUUUAAAAAUUGCCGCGUUGCACGGACAUUUUGAUGUCUCUGAAUAUUUGAUAGCUAUGGGUGCCAAAGACGGAGAUAUUGUACAUGGUGUACAAGAGGAGUGAUCAAGGCUGGAAAAAAUACUAGAUGGCUGAAAACACUAGUAGCUUUAUGCCAAACUCUGGUAACAGUCCGAUAAAAGAUAAACACGUAUUAUGUGCGUUCUUAAAAAAACUCUUGGUUGAACCCGUGCACUUGGAAGAGCGUUGGAUUCAGCUGAAAAAGACCUUAGAUGUACAAUAUUUGUUGUUAAAUAUUUAGAUACUGUAAAUAUCAUUUUUAAACUACUCUAUUAUGACUAAAAGAAAAAGGAUGUUGUGUCUGGA
Hydractinia symbiolongicarpus is the source of this 1352-nucleotide messenger RNA. Its product is annotated as protein phosphatase 1 regulatory subunit 27-like. Gene Ontology annotation, molecular function: protein binding; enzyme inhibitor activity; phosphatase regulator activity. The record is from RefSeq and is a predicted model, not a curated record. Gene Ontology annotation, cellular component: cytoplasm. The transcript has 2 exons. NCBI's taxonomy places the organism in Eukaryota, Metazoa, Cnidaria, Hydrozoa, Anthoathecata, Hydractiniidae. The coding region runs from base 606 to 1091 and encodes 161 amino acids.